Molecule: messenger RNA, 951 nt
Organism: Spea bombifrons (plains spadefoot toad)
Lineage: Eukaryota; Metazoa; Chordata; Amphibia; Anura; Pelobatidae
Product: ester hydrolase C11orf54 homolog
Exons: 8
Coding region: 1-951 (316 amino acids)
Cellular component (GO): nucleus
Molecular function (GO): zinc ion binding; hydrolase activity, acting on ester bonds
Source: RefSeq, a predicted model, not a curated record
AUGACAGAAACAGAACACAGAUCACUACAUGUUCCUUCUCUAGAGGAGAUAUGUGAGGUCUUUAAAAGUGGAUUACAGAAGAAUUAUGCAGAAGUCAGUGUCUCAGUUGUGGAUUGUCCUGACCUUACACAGAGACCUUAUUGCUUUCCAGUGAAAGGACUGAGAGGAAAGUCUAGAAUAACAGAUGUAGGAAGUGGACGAAAUGUAAACAAUAAACGUCUAGAUAAGGUUUAUAACAUCAACACAGUGGCAAAUGAGAUCAAUCUUCCUGGUGCUUACUUCUUAGGUGCUGGAGCAGCUUCACGCAAGAGUUUGGGAAUGAAUGCUGAGAUGAUCUUCUCUGUGCAAGCCAAGACUGCCAACACACCAUCUGUAAACAGAAGUUACAUUGCUACGGUGAAUCCAUCAGAUGGUAGCUGUGAUAUAGACAGAUACAGGGACAAAAGCUGUGAUGAUGACUUCAUGUUCCUCUCCAACCUGUAUGCUUGUGAGGGAAAACCAGGAAAGGUUAUUGAGGUUAAUGUGAAGAGAAGAACAGGACAGGACAACUUUGUAAGCUGUAUGAGAAAAUCUCUGACAGACCAUUAUGGAGAAAAAGCUGUGGGGAUAGGAGGGACAUUUAUCAUACAGGAGGGAAAAGCAAAAAUCCAUCUCAUGCCCAGAGAAUUCCCUACCUAUCCAAUAAUCAGAAGUGAUGACGCGGACCGCUGGCUGAAGUUCUAUGAAAUGAAUGCACCUCUGAUUUGCCAAUCAGUAUUUGUGUCUCAUGAUCCCGGGCUUGACUUGCGCCUGGAGCACACCCACUGCUUCAGUUACCACCAGGAAGGAGGCCACUACUACACUGAUACAACUCCAGAAACAGUACAGUACCUUGGAUACUUCCAUCCCGCAGAACUUCUCUAUCGCAUUGACAGACCACCUGUUGGUCCUGUGACUGGAGAACAAUCAUGA